UUUCAGGAAUCCGAAUGGAGUAUCUCUGGAUAACAUGCUCGAUAUUUCUGCUUUUAUAUUUGCCGUUCACGAGAUCUCAAGGCCUCUGUGAGGUGAAAAAUGGGUCAUCAACUAUCAUCGUAGAUAUAGAAGAAAGCCGAGGAACAUCAAUCAGCCAAGAAACGGUUCCGCCAGAGUUACCAAUAGUCGGGGAGCCCAAUGUAGACAUUUUCCUAGACCUUUCGUUUCCGAAAGGUGUGCCCCUAUUUUUUCUCAAUGAGAAGAAGCUGCAGCUGCUGACGCCCAUCGAUAGAGAUGAGAAGAAUUUAUCACAUAUUGUGUUCCAGUUAAUAUGCACCAUAAAGUCCACGUACAAGAAGAGGACAAUUCCAGUAAUCGUAAGACUGAUUGACGUCAAUGACAACGCACCAAAGUUCAUCAACACGCCUUAUGAAACAACGAUAUCCGAACUGACACCCGUAGGUACCACCAUCUUCCAGAACGUGGCGGCCAAAGAUAAAGAUACCGGCGUGAACGGGCUCGUCGAGUACACGAUAGUAAAAGGUUCUAAUCUGCCUGACGAUGACAACAGCAUCGGCAGAAGAAUGCACAGCGAGGACGGCUACGGAUAUUUCGCCAUCAACUUGCCGCAUCAGGGUCAGAUUACGGUCAACAGGACGCUAGACUUCGAGAAAACGCAGAGAUAUUAUGUCACGAUCGUUGCUACCGACCGUGCCCGCGACGAGUCGCAGCGAUUGUCUUCAACCACCACCCUUACAGUCAACAUUAAGGACGACGACGAUCUGCCUCCAUCGUUUAUCUACAAGGGGUGCAUGUUGUUGGAUGGAACUUGUAUCAAUCCUGAAUACACCGCGUCGGUCUCAAGUGGAGUUCUUCAUGGGGUACUCAACAUCCACCCAGAAAAAAUCCAAGCUGUGGAUAUGGAUACAGUUAACUCCCCUAUUAAAUAUUCAUUCGUCAGUGGAGAACCAGCUUCAUAUACGGAUUAUUUCAAGAUAGAUCCUGAUUCAGGCACAGUGCAUCAGAUCAAACCUGUAGAUACCACGACCGCGAAAAAAUUCAGCAUCAUCAUCAAGGCUCAAGAGGUAUCGGAAGCCAAACGGUCUACCACAGCAAAGCUCUUCAUUAACGUGAAGCCAGUGGACUCGCAUCCACCAGAAAUAAGUCUGUCGGCCAAAGAAGGAUUUGUCGAUGAAAACUCGCCAAUUGGCGAGGUUGUAGUAGACGCAUACGGAAAUCCUCUGACUGUGACAGUUGAAGAUAGAGAUUUUGGACCCGCAGACCCAAGGCCAGCGUAUACCUUCGAGCUUACCACUCCGUAUUUUUCUGUAGACCCUGCGACCAAAAAGCUCGUUGUAGCCGACAGCAAAUUGGACAGAGAUCCUCCAAAUCCUGCAGUGUUGAAAUUCCAGAUCGUGGCUCGGGAAGUUCAAACUCCGACUUCGACUCAAUCACAUGGAGCAGCCUCGGCUCCCGCAUCCAUAACUGUCAAACUGAGGGAUGUAAACGACAACGCUCCCCUGCUUCCAGCCACAGGAUAUAAAGUCCAAGUUCCAGCAGGAGAAGGCAGGCGGAAGGUUAUGGAAGUGCGAGCUACUGACAAGGAUGAAGGUGAAAAUGCAAGGAUAAAGUACUCCAUCUAUCACGUAUCUAACAACGGAAAUGAAAAAUUCACCAUCAGUCCUCACACCGGCCAAAUCGACGCGAUUGGAAAACUGCACGCCGGAGAACAGUACAGUCUCACUGUGCAAGCUACAGAUAAAGGGGGGCUUUCGUCACAAGCUAUUGUAGAGGUGACUAUCAGUCCGGGACCGAAUAAGGAACCUCCAAUCUUCGAGCAAGCCGCCUACGAUAUAGAAGUAAGCGAGGGUGCCACCAUCAACUCGACGGUUGCUACUCUCGCUGCAACGGAUCCCGAAGGAGAACCAAUCAGUUACUCCAUCGUUUCCGGAAAUGACCUUAGACAGUUCGCCAUUGGACCAAAAACCGGAGUUAUGACCAUCAUCAGGCAGUUGGAUCGAGAGGAUCUCAACCGAUACCAAUUGAUGAUAAAGGCUGAAGAUGCUGGCAAGCUGUCAAGUUUGGUCACCGUGAAUAUAAGAGUAACAGACAUAAACGACAAGAAUCCAGAGUUUCAAGGUGAACCAUACAAAUUCAGAGUCAAAGAAGGGUUAAAUAAGACUUCAGUUGGAUACGUCAAGGCCACAGACGCUGAUGAAGGCAUUAACGCCAAAGUUAGUUACGUCAUCCCUGAGUCUUUGCCGUUUGAUAUUGAUAGUGAAACUGGCGAAAUCACGACCAAUAGCGUGUUGGAUUAUGAGAAACAGAAGGAAUAUCAGUUCGUAGUGACAGCCAAAGAUGGAGCUCCAGACCCAAGAAUAGCUACAGCUACCGUCACCGUUGAAGUUAUAGAUAUAGAGGAUGAGUUACCAUUUUUCAAGAAGCUAAUAUACGAAGCUACAGUGCCUGAAAAUGUUCCCGAACACUUUGUCGCAGAAGUCAAGGCUUAUGAUCCAGACACAAUCCAGAAAAUCACGUACGUUAUCCACCAGGGUCCUACAGAUCUAUUCAGGAUAGACGAAAAUACUGGCAGUAUUUUUACUUCUCGUGGACUAGACUACGAGAAAGACCAACAGCAUGUGCUGGUAAUCGGCACUUUAGAAAAUAUGUCCAAUAAAAAUGGCAGUACUGCUAAAGUUAUUGUCAACGUUGAGGAUAGAAACGAUAUACCGCCAGUUUUCACAAUUGUACCUCAUCCUAUAAGCUUGGAAGAUGAUGUGCCUAUAGGUACUACAGUAACUACCUUAACUGCGACUGACUCCGAUGGAACUGCUCCUGGGAAUACGGUGCGAUAUGAAAUUAUUGGACGUGGAAAGGCGAAGAAGUACUUUCAGAUUGAUCCAGAUACCGGAGUAUUGAGAGUAACCAAUGACUUGAAAAAGGAAAUUGACACUGAAUAUCAGGUAGACGUUCGUGCCUUCGAUUUAGGGGAUCCCCAACUUUCUUCUGUAAUAACGGUCGACGUCUACAUACAACACGUGGCUACUGUGGCUCCCGAAGUAGGACUGAGAUUUGCAGAUACCUCGUAUAGCUUCCAAAUACCCGAAAAUGCGACGGAAGGCUACAGGAUAAAAACAUUGACGAUCGUCAAUAGCAAGAUACACGGAAAUACCAUUCCGCUGAAAUGCCAAAUUAUCUCGGGAAAUAAAGAAGGUAAAUUCCACAUAAACGUGACCGAGGACCGCAACUGCGCUCUCUAUCUAAACUCAUCGCUCGACUAUGAAACGCAAGAAACCUAUCACAUCGAGGUCGAAAUAAUGUCCUUACAAGGAUUCAUCAACCGAGAAUUCGCUAUCACUCAAAUCACCAUCAAUGUACAGGAUAUCAACGAUAACAAGCCGUACUUCAUCUACCCAAUGGAAGGAUUGAAGAAGUACUAUGCAGCUCUAUCUGACGACUCUGGUUUAUCGACAGCUGUCACUCAAGUGAAAGCUGACGAUAAGGAUAGUGGAAAGUAUGGGAAAGUUGUGUAUUCUUUGAGUGGGAAUGCCAGCGACGGAUAUUUCGCCAUUGAUGCGACAACAGGUGUUAUAAAAACGAAGAAAUCGUUUCAAAACAUAGACGAAGAAGCGUUACCUUUCAAACUUACAGCUAAAGCCCGGGAUAAUCCAAACUCGACCAGUGACUUUUUUGAUAUAGAAACCGAAGUCAUAGUGAAUCUGAUAUCAUCGAUCAAUAGGAUGAUUUUGGUUAUAGGAGAUGCUAAACCAGAUAUGGUACAAAGUAAGCUUGAAGAUAUAGCCAGAAUAAUUCAGGAACAGUCAGGAUUGAUAGUAGGCAUAGAAAAAUUGACGCAACGAGAAUACAUCGGAGGCAAUGGAACUUUAGAGGUUGAUCCUGAAGCAACGGAUGUUUGGUUCUACGUGGUCGAUCCAGAGAGUGACACGAUUCUUCCAAGGAAUUCUUCAGUUGUCAAAAGGUCUCUUUUUGAAAAGGCAGCGAUGGCUAACCUGACUUUCGACAUCACGAGCCAGAUCAAGCACAACGCGUUCAACAUUCACCAGCCUAUUGCGAUGCCCAAGGUCAAAAGUGCCUCGAUAGCAUCCUUCAACGGGGAAGUGUUCCCUUAUGCCCUCAUUGUACUAGCCAGCGUCAUUUUCGUAUUGGGCAUCAUCGGCAUCAUCUACAUUUGCGUGUCUUGGUCUAAGUACAAAUCAUUCAAGGACCAACAUUCGCAUCACGCACGGCCUUAUACUGUGCCUGCUAGUCCUGCCAGGUACGAUUCGGUGUAUGUGGAGCCGAACCUCAAAGAAUAUGAAACGCAGGUACUACAAAUGUGUGUACCUGUGGACGACCCAGACGAUUACAACGAUCUGCAUUUAGACUUCAGCGAUAAGAAUCACACUUUCAACUUAGAUAACGUUAGUUAUAUCAGUAAGGAUAAUACGAGUAAGAAAUAUGGACAACAAAGUCCAGCAAGCAGCGAAUCAAACACAACGGCAAGGGCGUCUAGCGUCGGAGAUGCCCACAUGUCGAAGAACAACGAAAACUCACGACGCGAUCAUGUAUAUAGGUCAUCUGACGAAGAUGAUAUGAAUGCCAGUUCUUCGAAUGAUAAUGUGAUGUUUAAAGAAAAGAAAGACUAUUUGAAUAUAACUUACGGUUACGGAGAUCAUUCUCCUGUCGAGACGACAACCGAAUUGUAAAUGCUCCUUUUAAAUAGUCAGAUGUAACUAAUUUAUGUUUUAAUUUUGUAAGAAAGGUUUAUAGGUUAAAUUUUUUAUAAUAAAUUUUAUUCUUA
Acanthoscelides obtectus is the source of this 4801-nucleotide messenger RNA. Lineage: Eukaryota; Metazoa; Arthropoda; Insecta; Coleoptera; Chrysomelidae. The record is from the annotation of a GenBank genome assembly.